Microcebus murinus (gray mouse lemur) is the source of this 1413-nucleotide messenger RNA. Lineage: Eukaryota; Metazoa; Chordata; Mammalia; Primates; Cheirogaleidae. The record is from RefSeq and is a predicted model, not a curated record.
GGGAAACAAAAGGAACUGCCUGGGUUCCCAAGGCUGUGGCCAGCACUUUCAUGCCGGGGCUUAAAUCUCAGAACCGUCAUUACAUCCCGGGGUAAGACUUCUACCCAUAGCACCCCCUGCUUGCUGCUGGGAAUAGGGGUAUAGGGAUAGAGGGAUUUAGGAGUUAUGCCACCUAGACCUUGGGGCCAAGCAGAUGCAUUGGUUUGCAGGGCCCAGGGGUGGGGUCUCUAUGGUGCUGCAUGCAAAAGGAAAAGCCAGGGAAUGGUGACAGCCAGAUCUGCCACGAAGCUUUGUGAUGUCUUCUCUAUGGGAACAGGGGAACAGGGACAGGAAGGAUAGAAAGCCCAGGCAGAGAACUUAGGACGCCUGUUCCUAAUAUGCAUAAAAGCUGAGUCCAGAAAGAUCAGGGCUCCAGUGGUCUGUUCUGGCCCUGGGGGUAGAGGAUUCUAGAGGUGAGUGGUGAGUCCUGUGCUACAGGUACACUGGACACUGCCCACUACUUCGGUUCAGCAUGGGCCAGACCUACGGGCAGGUGACUGGCCAGCUACUUCGAGGGCCUCCUGGUCUAGCCUGGCCCCCUGCCCAUCGCACACUUCUGCCUCCCAUCCGGCCUCCAAGAUCUCCUGAGGUUCCCAAGGGGAGCCUACGUCUCAGGCGUGGGCACGAAAGGCUCAGCUCCUGCAUGAUCCCUGGGUACACAGGUUUCAUACCCCGGGCACAGUUCAUCUUUGCCAAGAACUGCAGCCAGGUCUGGGCUGAGGCUCUGAAUGAUUUUACCCAGCUACAUGGGGGGCAAGGGAGUCAAGAGCUGCCCAAGGAGGCCAAGGGAGAAAAAGACUUGGAGAACGACCAAGAGUCAAAGCCGGAGCUAGAGCUAGAGCUAGAGCUGGAGAAGGAGGCACCGCUGGAGGAGGCGGACCAAGUUUUCCCCUACUCCAUGGACGAUGGAAACCCUCAGAAGUUCUUCAUGUCAGGCUUCACUGGCUAUGUGCCCCGUGCCCGCUUCCUCUUCGGCUCCAGCUUUCCUGUGCUCACCAACCAGGCGCUGCGGGAAUUUGGGCAUAAAGACUCACAGGGUGGAGCCCAGAAGGAUCCCAAACACCUCCCCCCACUUCCCAGGAUCUACCCGCAGAAGCUGGGGCUCUUACCUAACUACGGGGGCUAUGUGCCAGGGUAUAAGUUCCAGUUUGGCCACACAUUUGGGCAUCUCACCCAUGAUACUCUGGGCCUCAGCACUUUCCAGAAGCAGCUCCUGGCUUAGGCUCCUGGAAUUCAAGUUCUUCUUUCCCUCUUCAUCCUAUCCCAGCCAUCCUUCUGGAAGGAUGGGGGAGCACAAGAAGAAGAUGGUUUGGAGGCUGAGCACCUUUUUUAUUAAUAGGUAUAAUAAAUAAAUAAAUACAUACAUAAACAGAA